This is a messenger RNA of Pseudonaja textilis, 3386 nucleotides long. It is a transcript of the gene LDAH, whose product is annotated as lipid droplet associated hydrolase. Gene Ontology annotation, biological process: lipid storage. Lineage: Eukaryota; Metazoa; Chordata; Lepidosauria; Squamata; Elapidae. Gene Ontology annotation, molecular function: lipase activity. Gene Ontology annotation, cellular component: lipid droplet. The record is from RefSeq and is a predicted model, not a curated record.
GCGUAGGAGGAACAGAAGCCGCUGAGCUGCUGCUUCUCCUUCCCCGAGGGAUGCUGAGAGCAGCCGGUCGAGAGCCGCUGAACGGGGAAGCAGCAAGCAUGAACUCAGAUUCUAAAGAGCAAGAUUUGAUACGUGAAGAGUUCACUUACAUUUCUGGAGCUUUGACACAGAUUCUCAAGUGUGGCCCUUGGGAAGAUCUCUGGAAUGAUAAAAGUGCACCCAGACUUCUAUUUCUAGUUAUCCCUGGUAAUCCAGGAUUGCCUGACUUUUACCGGACAUUCAUUGAGACUUUAUAUUAUAGCCUGAAUCAGCAGUAUCCUGUGUGGGUCGUUAGCCAUGGUGGACAUUGUAAAAUCCCUCAUGAAAUCAAAAGAAAGGAAGAGAUGCUUUUGAAUGACACCGAUGAUGUUUUUGGGCUUCAAGGACAAGCUGAACACAAGUUGAAAUUCCUCCGAAAGUAUGUGCCAAAAGAUGUCAAGCUCGUACUUAUUGGACACUCAAUUGGCUCUUAUUUUGUUCUUGAAAUUAUGAAGCAUUCACCAGAACUGGAGAUUCUCCGCAGCAUCCUUCUCUUCCCUACAAUAGAACGCAUGGCAGAAUCCCCACAAGGCAGGCUCCUGACUCCCCUGCUCUGCCAGCUCCGUUAUAUUCUGUACAUUCCUAUAUAUUUGGCCACCCUUUUACCAGAAAGAGUCAAAAGCUUCUUGGUCCGCUUUGCACUGAAUCAGCAGAAAUGGAACGAUCAAACUUUGGUAACAACAAUAACGAACCUGCUUAACAUGGAUUGUAUUGCAAACAUCAUGUACCUGGCAAGCCAAGAAAUGAGAAGUGUUAAAGAGCGAGACAAUUCUACAAUAAAGCAGCAUUUAAAUAAGCUGAUUUUUUACUAUGGAACAACUGACUCAUGGUGUCCUCUGCAGUACUACGAAGAGAUGAAGAUGGAGUUUCUGGACGGAGAUAUUCGAAUCUGUGAGAAAGGAAUCCGCCAUUCUUUUGUCUUGGAUUCCAGCAAAGAAAUGGCUGAAAUGAUAGUAGGCUGGAUACAGAACGAUCUUGCCAAGCUAUGAUGAAGCCAGAGUAGACAGCAGGAGGAAUUAGCUGUAUUGUGACCAUGUAAUCUUCCUUGAUAAUCUUCUGUCUGUGCAUUAUGGUUUGCUUUUUUCUGGAAGCUCUGGUGUUAACCCGAUAGCUCAUAUUACAUUCCUGUAGAUAGGUUUCUAAGAAAUACCCAAGGUAAGGUUGCAAACACACGGGGAUGACUGUAUAAUUCCAGAGCCCUGAAUUCCUUUAGGCUAGUGUCAGCCUCCCUCUACAAACAGUGACUAUCUGUUCGGGUAACUCACAGGAUUGUUGUAACAAAAAGAGAGACAGAGAGAUCCCCUGACCUCCGUGUGCCAUCUUGAUUUUCCAAAUUUAUGAAUUAAUGAGCCAUUAAUUUUGUGUCUAGCUAGCACAUUGUCUCUUACAGGAUUGUAUGAAUUAUUGCAUCGGGUGUUUAGAUCUUUUGACAUAUAACCCCCCGUCUGUUCAUCAACACCAUUCAUUCUGUCAUAACAUUGUAAUAGUAUUGCACCCAUAAUUGUCUCCCAUACUGUUGUUGAGGUGGUAUGGGUUAGAAUUGACUGUCACUCACCAUUGGGGGAAAAUACCAUAUAAAUUAGGGUGAUGAUAUUAGAAUACAAAUCACUAAAAAAAAAUUGUUAUUGCUUAAAGUAAUUUCAACUUCCAUUGUGACAGAAGACAUAUAUUUGGUGUGCAGAAAGAAGAACUAUGUUGCUUACAAGCAGAACCAACAAUGAUGUUUAGUAAGAUAUAGUACUUCUUACCUUGAUCUAUGACCACAAUUGAGACCGGAUAUUUCAUUCGCUAAGCAGAGUGGUUGUUAUGCAAGUCAUCACAUGAUUUUAUGACCAGGUUUACCACAGUUGUUAAGCAAUUUCAGGCGCUUGCAACAUGGCCACUUAACAUGGUUGACCACAAAUCGGGAUCAUAUCGAUCAGCGGACCCUGCACCAGUAGUAAACAUGAGACAGUUGCCAAGUUCCCAAAUUGCAAUCAUGUGAUAUAGAGGCAGUAUUAUGGUUUUGUGAGGACAGGUCAUAAAUCACGUUUUCCAUGGCUAUCAUAACUUUCAGCUACUGUUAAAUGAGAGGUUGUUAGGUCAAGAACUAUCUUGACUUAACCACUAUCUGUAUUGAGAAAGAUCUAAGUGCACUGGUUAGAGCUUUGCAAAUAUUAAAACUGGAGUUGCAUUUUGUCUACUCCACUUCAUUCAGGGCCCUUAACACCUCAAUACCCAGCCUGUGGAAUUGUGUUUUCUAUAUGAACAACCUUCUGCCUCAGACAGUGGGAAUAAUUGUUGAGUUACAGGUAAUCCUUGAUUUACAAAUGAUUGCUUAGUGCUUAUCUAUGAUUCAAAAUUACGAUCUACCUGAAAACAUGGAGUUAUAACCUAUUUCUGUGGCUCCAAUAGUUGCUCCUCUUGUGAUCACGUGACUGCACCUCAGGGGCUUGCAGCACACUCACAUGUCAUGUGACCAUGUUUUAUGACUGUUUUGCCAAAAACUGGAAGUUACGGAAGUCUCUGUUCUCCAUUAUAGAAAACAAUGAGUUUGCUUAACAGUCACCGCAUUUACUUAGCCAACUACCGUAUUUGAUUAACAACUGCCACAAAAAAGGCCAUUAAAAAGUGUUGGGCAGGCCUGGUCAUAUGUCAAAGAUUGCCUAUAUAUGUUAUUUUAGAACUGCUUUUAGAACACACAGAACUUGUACGACAUACUCCUUUUAUUAGCUUUUUUCUCAAGAAGUCACUGCUGGGUAUGAAAUAAUUCCUUUCCCAUUUCCUUUUUUCCAGUCUUUGUGAUUUUUGACAAAUCACAAAAACAAGAAACAAGUAUAUUCAUGCUUGUACUUUGGGAAUUUGGGAGGAAAAGAAGCUUGGGAUUACCUGUCCACUGUAAUCUGAUCCCAAAGCAGUCUUCUUCUUGUCUGCCCCAUUAUUUAGUGCAGCAUCCUGUGUUAAAGGCCAUGUUUUAUGCUUGUCAUUGUCUCCCUAACCUUGAACACUAUUUAAGCUAGGGUAGCCCUGUGAUUCUGAGGGGAGACUAAUGGAAAAUUGUGCACAUAGACAUCGGAUUUCUUUUUUUUUUUUUUUUACAUCUGGCCCACCCUGAAAAAAAGCCCAGGGCACAACAACUGGAGUCCUAUUUCCAACAGGACCGCUAUCUCCUGCUGGCCAAGAAAAGAAAGAAAAAGGAAGCUGUUUGUCACUUGGGUCACAUUUUUGCAAACUUAGGAGUAGUGUUUGGAUGCUUGGGUUGGCUGGUUCUGUGCUAUGCGAUUCCCCCACCCCACCCUCAGGAAAACUCCGAGCUGAUAGCAGACAAC